Molecule: messenger RNA, 1639 nt
Organism: Trametes versicolor FP-101664 SS1
Lineage: Eukaryota; Fungi; Basidiomycota; Agaricomycetes; Polyporales; Polyporaceae
Exons: 5
Coding region: 204-1340 (378 amino acids)
Biological process (GO): regulation of RNA metabolic process; regulation of gene expression
Cellular component (GO): nucleus; cytoplasm
Molecular function (GO): mRNA binding
Source: RefSeq, a predicted model, not a curated record
CGACUUUGCAUCUUGACCGUGACCGUCGUGGCAGUCGUCCUUUCCAUCGUCUUCAUCGUCGCCAACAGCGUGCAGAAGCCGACACUCGGAAGCGUUCCCGCUCGCCCUCCGACAGUGAGCAGCCAAAGCACAAGCGUGCCAACACCGGCGCUACGAAUGACUCCCACCGGUCGAAUCACUCUGUGUCGGCGGGUGACGUGAAGAUGGAAUCCCGCGCGGACGACACUGCUGCGUCGACUCCUGACGCUUCGCACCGCUCAGACAAGGGGCCUUUGGACAUCGCCGACCGUGCGUCGGGCGACCCCUCCACGGAGGCUCAGGGUGACGGCUCGGCGACCACCUCUGGAGCGCCUAGCAGCUCUGGGCAGCCGACGCCGCCUGCUGCCAACAUCCACAUGCGGUGCCUGAUCGUCACCCAGGACGCAUCCAUCAUCAUUGGCAAGGCAGGGUCGCACGUCAACGAGAUCAGGGAGAAGAGCGGUGCACGCGUCGUAGUCUCCGAGAGCAUCCCAGGGAAUCCGGAGCGCAUCUUGAAUGUAAGCGGUCCUUUGGACGCGGUGUCGAAGGCCUUCGGCCUUAUCGUACGGAGGAUCAACGACGAGCCUUUCGACAAACCGUCAGUCCCCGGCAGUCGGGCAGUGACUAUCAAGUUCAUGAUCCCGAACUCGCGUAUGGGCUCGGUCAUCGGAAAGGGCGGUACCAAAAUCAAGGAGAUCCAGGAGGCCAGCGGAGCAAGAUUGAACGCCAGCGAGACGAUGCUCCCGGGCUCAACGGAGCGUCUCCUCAGUGUGUCCGGCGUGGCGGACGCGAUCCACAUCGCAACCUAUUACAUUGGCAACAUUUUGAUCGAGGCAAACGAGCGCAUGCCCACGACGAACAACUCUUCCUACCGACCGUCGAGUUAUCAGGCGUCCUCUGCCCCCCCUUCGUCUACCCCGCGCGGCCGCCCGCCGUACUCGGGCUCGUCGUACGUCCCAGGAGGAUACGGGCAGAACCCCUACGCCCCUGCGGCUCCUGCUGCCCCUGCCCCUGGGCCCCCUUCACAGCUGCAGACACAGCAGAUAUACAUCCCGAACGACCUCGUCGGGUGUAUCAUCGGCAAGGGAGGUGCAAAGAUCAACGAGAUUCGCCACAUGAGCGCGAGUCAAAUCAAGAUUAUGGAGCCCGGCGCUGUCGGCGUUGGCUUGAAUGGCGCAGCGGCGCCAGCUGGUAGCGAAGGCGAACGGUUAGUUGUCAUUACUGGUCAGCCCGCCAACAUCCAGAUGGCCGUGCAGCUUCUUUACUCGCGCCUAGAGCAGGAAAAGCAGAAACAGCUGCGUCAACAGUCGGCGCACAUAUGAUCACAUCCUACUGACGCGUUGUGUACUCCUAUCGCCAUGCUCUCCGUUGGUCGUUUGUCCGCCUCUUCUCGGUUUCUUGGAAGCGGACGUUCCCUGCCCAACUGGUGGUUUCAAGGCGGUCUUCUCCCCCCACCUACCUCACUCUUCCCCAUCCCCUUUUGCCCCCCCUUUUUGUCGUCUGUGUAGUAUGCUCUCCGCUGCUAUCCUAUUUAAUCUGAUGUCCCCGCUGCCGCGUGUCGCAUCGUCGCCUCAUGUUCGUCCGUCCAUCACCACCCCUCAUGCCCGUCCGAUUCCCAAGC